This is a messenger RNA of Hirundo rustica (Barn swallow), 575 nucleotides long. RefSeq names its product cilia and flagella associated protein 144 (gene CFAP144). The coding region runs from base 1 to 399 and encodes 132 amino acids. Gene Ontology annotation, cellular component: ciliary base. The transcript is spliced from 4 exons. The record is from RefSeq and is a predicted model, not a curated record. Lineage: Eukaryota; Metazoa; Chordata; Aves; Passeriformes; Hirundinidae.
AUGGCCGCCGGCCGCAGCGGGAGGGAGCCGCCGGACGCGCUGCAGAACCGCUUCCACGCCGAGCGGGCCAAGAAGGAGCGCCGCUGGCAGCUGCUCUUCACGCAGUACACCGUGAACCCCGUCCGUCCCAUUCACAUGGUCGCUAGGAAGCCAAUGUCUUGGCAUGAGAACAUACAAGAGCCGAUAAAUGAUGAAUUCCUGAAUCUUCUUCACCGUGCAGCAGAGGUGCCAAGAGAGAAAUACUCAGAGCCACAAACUGAAAGCCAAGAAAUUGGCUGGCAUACAACACCUUUGGUUCCUUUUGACCGCACUGAUAUCAGAUUCUACUUCCCACGCCAGAAAACUGAGAUUACCAUCCAUGGCUACCCUGCACCACGGGGAGACAAGUCUAAGGACUAGGACAGGGGGAAAGCCACAGAUAGAAUCUUAAUGACAUGGAAUGUGUUAGGCUCUGCUCGUUAUCUAGCAAGUCUGGCAGAUUUCUAGUGAGAGACAAUAGAAAAGAGAAAACUUUAAUCUGUGCAGACUUGCAACCUGACAACGGUGACACAAAUAAACCUAUCUGUAAGGCUCUG